Messenger RNA from Gavialis gangeticus (Gharial), 1545 nucleotides. RefSeq names its product transmembrane protein 35A (gene TMEM35A). Gene Ontology annotation, cellular component: endoplasmic reticulum. Gene Ontology annotation, molecular function: acetylcholine receptor regulator activity. Bases 126 to 632 code for a protein of 168 amino acids. The transcript is spliced from 2 exons. Lineage: Eukaryota; Metazoa; Chordata; Crocodylia; Gavialidae. Gene Ontology annotation, biological process: chaperone-mediated protein complex assembly; positive regulation of protein localization to cell surface. The record is from RefSeq and is a predicted model, not a curated record.
CUCUCUCUCUCUCUGUCAUUCUCCCUGCUGCUGCAGCCUUUCUCCUCAUCUCCUUCAAUGGUGACUGACCACCUCCUGUGCGGACAGAGCGCCGCAGAGAGAAGGCCUCAUUACCGAGUGAAUCGAUGGCAUCUCCCAGGACUAUAACCAUUGUCUCUCUCUCUGUGGCCCUGGGGCUCUUUUUUGUCUUCAUGGGAACCAUCAAAUUGACCCCAAGGCUCAGUAAAGAUGCCUACAACGAGAUGAAACGAGCCUACAAAAGCUACGUCCGGGCUCUCCCCAUGCUAAAGAAGAUGGGAAUCAGCUCUAUCCUUCUCCGCAAGAGUAUUGGUGCCCUGGAAGUGGCAUGCGGCAUUGUCAUGACACUGGUGCCUGGUCGGCCCAAGGAUGUGGCCAACUUCCUCCUGCUGCUGCUUGUCCUGGCUGUGCUCUUUUUCCACCAGUUAGUAGGUGACCCACUCAAACGCUAUGCCCAUGCACUAGUCUUUGGGAUCCUGCUGACUUGCCGCCUACUGAUAGCCCGCCAGCCUGAAGAGCAGCCACCUGAGAAGAGGAUCCUGUCAGUGAAUGGUGAUGAGCAGCCUGUUGUCCAUGAGGCAGCUCCUGAGAAAGGCAAAGUGAAGGUGUCCUAGUAGAGUGCAUUUGAGGAAUAUGCAUUUGAGGACCCAUGAGGCAGCUCUCCCCAAAAACACCCAGAAAGAUUUUAGUUUUUUCCUAUUAUGUAUUUGAUUUUAUUUGUUGUUUAAAAGAUUCCUUUCGGGAAUGAGACACCCUACACUGCAGCUAUUUCUGGGACCACGGUGUAGACAUACCCAGAGACAGUAGGCUAAACACUAGCUUGGAGAACUGCCCUCUCCUUUAUUCCCAAAUACACACCGUUUUCUUUUAAUUAGUUGAGGGGAAAAAUGUAUCAUAUUAAGUCUGUGUGUUAUCUUCAAGGGAGGGACCCCUACUCUGAACUGCCUCUGUGACAGUCUUUCAGCAGACUGGUCUUGGAGGGGAAAAAGCAUUUGUCCACAUUUUGUACAGGGUCUAAAACUGUGUGAAUGAACUUGGGAGUAAAACUAUUUUUCCCACUUUGCAUGGUUGUAUGCCUUCCCCCUCUCUCAGCAGAUAAUAAGGAUUCCUGUUGAGAAGGCAUGGGUUAGCAUUGUUCAAAGAAUUGUUUGUGCCCAGUAAUAAACCCUGGUGUUCCCAAGAUGUGCCUGUUGCCCUCAAGCUGUGGUAACCUCCUCCUUCAAAAAAUAAAAUCCCCUUUCUUCCAACUAGUUAGAGAGAUUUGACAGAAUCAUCCACUGUUGUAAUCACAGGGCCUGAAGCUGUUCAUAAACCUUAUUCCCCAUUCCACCCUGGGCUGCAGUGAGCUAGGGGAGUAGACCUGUCUCAGGAGCCUGAUUCUUUGUGUUAUACUGAAAACACUAUGAAUGGCUACACAGGAGAGCAUUUUAUGUUUUAAUUCUGUUGUGUUUUUUGGUGCUUGUCCAUGUUUCCCCUUUGGUUUUCUUAAUCAUUCACGAAAUAAACUUUUUGAAAUUUGGAGGAAAA